CUAGCAGAUCACAUAAGUUCGCCCAGCUGAAUUUUAAGAUCGCUGCCAGAGCUAGAGGAGCAUAUUAGCUCGUAUAACUAACAGAUUAACUUGUCGUAGCCCAUAUCUCCUUCUGCCGUGUCUAGGUCUACGUAUAGCUAUACCUGUAGAAUUUCGUAAAAGUACUAGUACAAGUAUAAGUAUAAGUUUGCUCGACUACAUUCUCUUUCUCUCACAAACCAAUUAUAUUAUAGAUUUUCAGCUGUUGAUUUCCAUUUCUUGUCGUCUUCAGCAAAAAAAAAAUGGAGGGACAAGACAGUCGCAGCCCUGUGAGUGGGCGAAAGGCAUCCAUCACAAAAAUCUUGUCUUUGCAGUUUCUGAUGACGGCCUUGUCGUUUGAUGUCUUCCAGCCAGACGGUAUGCCUGUGUCUGGUUCGCCUUUUGCGUUUGCGGUUCGGGUGCAGCCACAGGCCUCGUCUGUCACCGAGCGGGGAAAGGAAAGCCGAGACUCUUCGUCUGCGAGUCCGAUUUUCCAAGGAGAGAAGUUUAGUUACAGUGACACAUAUCAUGUUGGGCAAUCAGCAAUUCAAAGUUGUUCUGAGCGAGGAGGACAGAAAAAACUUGCAAUGCACAACGUCGAUGGCGCCCGCACCGACUUCAUCGGGCGUGCAGGUGGCGCCCUCAUGACAGAGCCGGUGCUGGACAUCGCGGGGGGUCAUGCCUUGGUUACUUCAGAAGCCACACCGGCGGCCCUGCCUUCGUUUCGGACGAAGGCUCCCUUGGUUGACGGGGAUCGGCCGCUCGACUGGUUCACCGAACGCUUUGGUGGAUUGUGGCGAUCGGCGCUUCUCGACGUGGGGGCGAAGACGCGGAGCCAGGGACGGUCAAGUCUUGUUGUCAAG
This is a messenger RNA of Amoebophrya sp. A120, 881 nucleotides long. The record is from the annotation of a GenBank genome assembly. Lineage: Eukaryota; Dinophyceae; Syndiniales; Amoebophryaceae.